Molecule: messenger RNA, 687 nt
Organism: Penicillium taxi
Lineage: Eukaryota; Fungi; Ascomycota; Eurotiomycetes; Eurotiales; Aspergillaceae
Gene: mpt
Product: putative DNA repair and transcription factor Ada
Exons: 1
Coding region: 1-687 (228 amino acids)
Biological process (GO): regulation of DNA-templated transcription; DNA repair
Molecular function (GO): zinc ion binding; DNA-binding transcription factor activity; sequence-specific DNA binding
Source: RefSeq, a predicted model, not a curated record
AUGAGUCCAAACCCCCCACAGAAGAUCCCCCGCAUCCGCCAAUCCAGUGGCACACUCACAUCGGCAGAGCGGUGGCAAGUUGUGACCAAGCGCGACGCAACAAUCAACAACUUCGUCUAUGCCGUCCUGACCACAAGAAUCUAUUGUCGCCCCUCUUGCCCCUCCCGCCUCGCCCGUCGUGCCAAUGUACAAUUUUACGAUACUCCUUCACAGGCCGAAAAAGCAGGCUUCCGACCCUGUAAGCGCUGUCGGCCAGAAUCAGGAGGCACGGCGGCUCAGAGCAACCCCCAGAACUUGAUGGUUGAGAGAGCAUGCCAGGAUAUAAAAGAUAUUUUAGGGAGAGGGCUGAAACCACGAUUGCAAGAUCUGGCGAUCCAAGCAGGGUUGACCCCAAGCCAUUUCCAUCGUGUCUUUAAGAAGCGCAUGGGCGUUACGCCUGGUCAUUAUGCCAAUGCCACCCUGGUCUCUAUGAAUUUACACUCCCCGCCGGGAUCUUUGAGUGCUGUUACGUAUGAUGCUGAAACACCGGCCCUUGGUCUGAAUGAGGUAGAUGAAGUUUCUGAUUUAUCUGUGGGGAAUAUGUUAGAUCCGGGUGGCCAUAUUUCUACAGUUACCAUGGAGGCGUGGAAUGAGUUUGACGAUUUGUUGGCUAUAGAGGAGUUCUUCUGGGAUUGGGACUCCUAUUGA